CAGCAGCAGCUGUUUUGACUCGACCGACGGAUGCAAGGCAAAAAUUGCCGAUUACUUUGUUGAAUCGUGUAUGCAAACAUUUUAAGUGAUUAUCCGUGCAUUAUAAAGCAAUUACAAACUUCAAAUUACGAUUAGAAUAUGCAUAGUUCAGCUAUAGUACUAUGCCAUAAAUCCCUGACUUCGGGCAAAUCUUGAAUUUGGUCGAUUUACAGGCUUGCGCAAAUGGUAUUGGUGUUUUUCGUGUUUCCCGUACAAAGUUCCGUGUGUGCGAUGCUUCAGUGAACUGUGGUAACCUUUUAGGAGUGUAGAGUGGAUGUUUGAUUUUGAUCCUAUCGGACAAGGUGAAAAACUCCGAAAAAGCCUUAGAUUUUUGCUAUUCUAACUUGUACCAGCAGCCGUAUAAGUGCAAAGUGUACCCUUUUUCUAUUACCAGCGUACAAAGAAACCCAACCGCAAUGCAGAAAGUGAGAAAAUGCAUAAACUAAUUAUGCUCGGGCUGGUGGAACUGCUGCACCGAUUCGGUUAGUAAUGAGACGGCUGUCUGCACAAAAGGAAGAUAUAUAGAGACGGAACAACAUUGUAGAUAACCGAUAAGCGACAUCGUUUCACUAUCUUAAAAGCCAGCACAGAACUCGGCAGAAAGUAUUCUUGGAACUAUACGGAAUGGGAUUUGUCAAAGACCCCUGCGGAAUCGUUUGUGUACUGGUGACCUACUUGGCAGUAAUCUACGCUGACUAUGUGGUGACCCGAUGGAUUAUCCUGCAAACCAUGCAAAACAGCCUCUGGGCCCCUUUUCACGUGGUACUGUUCAAUACGAUUGUUUUCCUGCUGGCCAUGGCCCAUCUGAAGGCAGUAUUGCUCGAUCCCGGUACAGUUCCACUACCGCAGACACGCAUCGAUUUUUCCGAUCUGCACUCGGAGCGAAACUAUAACCGCGAGCACGAAGAGUGGACCGUAUGUACCCGCUGUGAAACGUACCGACCGCCACGCGCUCAUCACUGUCGUAUCUGUAAGCGCUGCAUCCGCCGAAUGGACCAUCACUGCCCUUGGAUCAAUAAUUGCGUCGGUGAACGAAAUCAGAAGUAUUUCCUGCAGUUUCUACUGUACGUGUGCGCCCUGGCAUUGUACUCAAUAUUCCUCAUUAUCGCCUCCUGGGUGUACCCCUGCGAGAACUGCUCAACCACGGUUCCGGAAACGCAGAGCCGUAUGCUGCACAGUGUCCUCCUGCUGCUGGAAUCGGCCCUCUUUGGACUGUUUGUGAUAGCAAUAAUGGUUGACCAGAUGCACGCCAUUCUAUACGACGAAACGGCCGUAGAAGCUGUUCAGCAGAAGGGACCCUACCGAAUGCAUCGACCGAAGAUGACUCUACUGGCUGAGGUUUGCGGCAGGGGUCAUCCGGCAAUGUGGCUGCUGCCGUGUACCAAUCUUAACAGGAAACAUCACGACGUACCUCUUCUUAGUCACGAUGUUUAAGCACUAUGGUAUGUCUCUUAUAUAUCUUUAUUCUUCGUGUGGGUAUUAUGUUCCGAGAUUUUACGACAGUACAUAAUUCUGAUAGGUUUGGCUUUGCUUACCUGCAUCGAGCGGAUAUCAAUGUCUCUCUUGAAUGGAUACUUAAUCGAACUAUGCUACCUGGAGUGCCGGCAUUUGGGGAGUCGUUGAGUGGAAUACAUAAAACCAAAUGUAUGAACGAAGGAAUGUUGGGGAUUUGAAAGUGCUGUGGGGAGCAAUAGUUAUAAGGCUUCCUUUUGAAUUUUAUACAAUAAGUAAAAGGCAAAGUGACUAGACGGUAUACAAAAUUGGACUAUGGUUUAGGUUUGUUUUGAUUAUCUCUGAACGCAGUAGUAGUUUCAUGUUACCGGCUGCUACUGGGAAACUUCACAACAUCAAUGUAGAAAAUAUAAAACUUAGGAGGCAAUGAUAUUUUUUUGCUGUCAAGAAAGUUUAGAAAAUAUUUGUUUGUACUUUGAAUGUUACCUAGAUACAUAAACGUAUUUUGGAAUUUUUACUCUGAUACAAUUUUGGAGAAUGAUUUUUCGGGGAUAUGUAUGGGUAAUUAAAUUUUCUGGUACGGAUUAUCAUGAGUUUAUAAAUCAGUUCUAUUUUGUCUUGUUCGUAUACAGAAAUGUUAUGCAAUUACUCUGUUUCUUAAGUCUUCAAAUGAAACUCGGAGGGUCGACUUGUCGGAAGAAUGUACGCAGUGAAUAAAGAAUAUGUCUACUUCCAAGAAGAGAAUCCAACGCUCCAACCUCUUUCGUUGUUAGCAAGGUUGCCAACACUCCUCAACGUAUAAAAGUUUCCUUCGCACCGAUUGAGUCGCGAUGCUAUUCCAGCUUAACCUUCUCGUGUGGCUUUGUCAAGAUGUCCGCGAUCAACUGGUUUGUUGACAGAUAACGAAGAUCUAUGAUUUAUCGUUGAUGUAGGUCCUCUGUAAACCCAUGCUUGGUGUGUAUGUGUUUGGAUCGACGAUCGAAAUGAUCCGACUUUGUCGUUUUAACGUUCGGGCCUGGCCGGCACCGGUAUUGAUCAAUAAACACUUUAGGAUUACCAGGAGUUGCACAUUGAAAGAUGUUUCGCUGCUCCCAAGAAUAAUUAUCAACUGAUUUCCUGUGCAACUUCAGCUAGUCCAGAUCGAUAACGGAGUAGCAGCCAGUGGUGGUCGCACAAGUGCAAGCUCAAUUCAGCACUGAUUAUCUUCCCACCCGACCAUGGGAUACGAAUUAUCCUUACCGAAAUCGUCGAGUAACUUCCGACAAUGCCACGAAUUCGGCCUCGGUGAACAAUAAAGCGACGAAGUUCUGCUUUUGAUUGGUCCAACUUACUACUCCGCCGCCGAAUUUGAUCACCUGUCCAGAAUUCGACCAUUCUCAAUGUCGGCCCAGUUUGCAUCAACGAAGCCCUCGAGAUCUUCGGUCACCUUACCCAGCUGUAGGCGGUGUCUCUCGGUCGCCUUGAGGUACCUCAGCAUGCGUUUGGUUUCCGCCCAACCACGGUUGAUCGAGUACGAGACCUUCCGGCACAGCAGCGAAGCUCCGACAAAAAUAAUCGCAAAGUACGCUAUCAUGCUUGUUUUGCCCUAAUUCUCCUUUUUGUUAGUGUUUAAUUCUUUUACUGGCUAUAUAACUUGGAAGAAAACUGAAUGCGGGCUACCAUAGUUAGUGUUUCUUAAGAACAAAGUAGUCCAAAGAUUAUAUAGAAGAUAGUUGGAUUGUCUGCAAAAAAAAACAUUGUCAACAUUAAUAUUUGAAGCAUAUUAUGUGUUAUAUGUCGCCAACAUUAAAGCGGCCAGGCCUACUGUGCAGAGUGUUUAAAGAUGUUUCAAAAUUCUACGGCAAUUAAAUUAUUCAUUUAAUGAAUAAUCUAACUAACGAAUCCUUUUGGAUCUUAAAAAAGGAAAGAAACGAGGACAACCGUACCGACCGUUUCAGUUUUAAGGGGAUAUGAUAAAUCGGUGGGAGUGACUUGACUAAGAAGGUUAAUGUCACUCCUUUGGUCCUUUGGGAUGCCCUAGCCAAUAAGCCUAGGUUAAAGUGCCUUUACUCGCUCCAAACUAAUGAGGAAAAUUAAAUAUGGCAAUAUAUUUCGGAAAGAGUCUAAAUGCAGUUGAUCAAUAGUUGUAAAAAGGUUCUGGGAAUCAAUUACAGGUAGUCAGAAUGGCCGCAUGAAAUGUGUAAACCCGUUUUACCCUUCUUCUUCUCAUAUCUAGUGUUUCUAGCAUUUCAUUAACACGAAUAUCACAUUCACUCAAGCAUAAUAUAAAAUCGGUAAUUGUCUAGUUUAGAGACUUUAGUGAUAGAAGUCCGAUUUUAAUGCGGUUUUUGCCAAAAGGGUGUAUUUUAACCCAAAUAAACCAAAUGCGAGAGCGGAAAUAUGAAAUUUUUAGUUUGAUACACUGAACAAUAAAAAGUGAGCUUAUGUAGAGGAACUAGUGUGAUGCGGCUUGGCCGCAUAUCCGAGGACAAGGAUUCGAAGCAGCGCAAAGCCGCUGAGGUUCCAUUGGACGACGCGUUGAUCCACCCGUCGCCGGAGUUACAGUCAAAUCUGUGAUCCUCUCGUUUGCCCGGUUUACUCAAACAUAGGAGCUAUAGCUAGUUUAAAGCCGGACAGUGCAUCAGAAACCAAAAACUGACCAAUGUGGCUACGCCACAUCGCUUUUAGGUAUACCGUCCGACGCCGCUGAGGUUCCGCCACAAAUGUUCUUCAAGUGCAAACUGAUGCAUAUUAUUGUCAAAAUAGAGGAUGCUUCAAUGUUACGAACAAGACACCCCAAUUGCAGGUGGUAAUCUAGAUAGUAGUUUUUUUCUCCAGAAAUUUUUCUAAUAUCAACCAAUUUCUUACCCGGAAAUAAUCCUAUGUUAUAAGAAAUUGUUAGGCAAACAGCUAAGACCGGUACCCCAGCAAGCUGACCAAUAUCCGGUUUGAAACCUCUAAAGAAAACCGAACCAACCAACACACGUUUACCUGAUUUCGCACUUCGACACUCACCUCUCGACAUAUUGCACAAAACAAAGUAGCACAUAAAAACACCCUAUAUUAUUACUAUUAUAGUGUCUAUUCUAGUAGGCGUAGUAACUACAAAUCUCUCACAUUUUUAUGACCGUGAGCUUAUAUGUUUUAAGUUGUUGAUUAAUUUUAAGUGUCGUUCGGUUGUACAUAUUUUUUAUACAUACUUUUCAUUCAAAAGGGAUCGGGAUUCGAGUUUAAGUUUUGGUGGGUGUUUUUUUUUUCGAUUGAUAACAGCUUUGACCAGAUUCGCGAAUUUACGUAUAUAUUAAACACAACACAGACGGUGAUAAAUCAUGAAUUAAGCAAUAGGAAACAAAAAAUGUAUUAAUUAAAAUUAGCUUUUGUAUAUAUUUUAUGAGUAGCCAAUCAAAGAAAUGUGCAUUUUAGGACCCAACCACCGGCUACAACAGCAGUUCUGACUUAUAUUAACACAAUUAUGUUUAAGAAUAUGUCGGUCAUCGUAAUUAAAUUAAAAAAUAUUCAUGCUAUCACCCACAACAAGAGACAAGAAAUGUCCAUGAGAAUGGUUGAAACAUGAUUGUAGACACUCGGUCGCCAUUUAUAAAAUAUAUGGCCGGGUACGACGGAAAGAAAAAAAAAACGUUUGGAAACUUAAAAUAGCAACAACUUGAGUGUUAUAAUCAGCAUGAUAAACAUAAGUGUAGAGUUCCAAGUCUUUAUAUCUAAUAAUAAAACGAUCGAGUCUGAGUAUUUGAAAAGAAAUUGCAAAUAGAAAAGAGAUCUAGCAUAACAGGCCAAGAUUGAAUGGACACAUCUUUUUUAUAUUUAUAACGCAAAGAUAGCAUUAAUAAACAUACUCAUAUAAUAAUGCGUACUACAACCGCAUGCACUGUCCUAUGCAGCGAUCUAAGAAAGUCCCCGUUUAUUGAAACAGUGAAAAUGUGAAAGAGAUGUGCUAUAACUUGUAACAA
Messenger RNA from Topomyia yanbarensis, 5438 nucleotides. It is a transcript of the gene Dnz1, whose product is annotated as palmitoyltransferase ZDHHC3-A. Lineage: Eukaryota; Metazoa; Arthropoda; Insecta; Diptera; Culicidae. The transcript has 2 exons. The record is from RefSeq and is a predicted model, not a curated record. Gene Ontology annotation, molecular function: palmitoyltransferase activity. The coding region runs from base 664 to 1473 and encodes 269 amino acids.